This is a messenger RNA of Benincasa hispida (wax gourd), 2961 nucleotides long. The record is from RefSeq and is a predicted model, not a curated record. NCBI's taxonomy places the organism in Eukaryota, Viridiplantae, Streptophyta, Magnoliopsida, Cucurbitales, Cucurbitaceae.
AUACUCCUGUUCGUAUUUAUUUAUUGUUGGGAAUUUCAUUGGUUUUCUACCCUACAUUUGGCUCUUGCCUUGAUGGCAUUUCACACUCUAGUAAGGCCCAGAUUUUUUGGAGGAGAAUUGUGUUUGGCAUAUGAUUCCUUUAGAAGACCAGUCUUUAAGAAAGGAGUCCCAUGCAAACAUCCAUCAAUCUUCCUUCUCCACCCCAAGAUCAAAGGUCAUUUUUACUAAAGGAAACUUCAAACAGGUAAUUGAAAAGUCCUCUCCUUGAUUUGAUAUUUAUGAUGAUGACUUUGAUGUCAGUAUGAGCAGCGAGGAGUCUGAUAUUCAUGCUCUAGAUACAGUGGUAGAGGAAAGAUGCCUGAAGAUUAUUUUGAAGAAGCCUACAACACUUUAUUUCAACAAUAGGAGGACAAGAUUUUGUUAGAAGAAAGAUCCAUCUCUUUCUCAAAACCCCUCAAAAUUCUCUUCAUUAGUAAAUGCUUAUGGUCUUCAGUUUCAGGAGAUUCCAUCCUUUCUGUCCAGCAGACUUUUUGAGGUUCUUGUUUUGUUGAAAAUAUGAAAAUCAUCUAAUGGAUUACAUGGUCUUGGGGUCAAGUCUAAUCAGGUGGCUUUAAAGCAUUCUCUUAAGACUCAUUUUUCGGAUUUGGUGCCGACACAGCACCUUGAAUCUUCAGCCUGAGGCCCAUGACAAAGGAGUCCACACUCCUUUCUUCGACGUUUGUGACAUUGGAGGAAAAACAAGAGUCUGGUAAAGGCCCUCUUAUAAGAAUUGCAUUGACAACAUAAAAGUGCAUCUCUGUCGUUACUAUCCACAAAAUACUACUUCAGAGACUCAAACUGUAUCAAUCUUCUUGUCAUUGUUGUUGAAAGCAUUCAUGGGUCAGUUCUUUAACUUUGCUCAAUCAGUGGUGGGUGAUGGUAAAGCGAUCAGAUUCUGGCUGGAUAAGUGGUGUGAUCCUCAACCUCUCGCUCACAAAUUUCCAGACAUUUUCUCCAUCUCUUUAAAAAAGGAUGCAGUGAUCGUAGAUUGCAGGUGUGUCUCUAGUCAAGCGUGGGAUUUGGGCCUUAGAAGACGUAUUUUUGAUAGAGAGGUUGGUGAUAUGAUUGCCAUUUUACAAAUCCUUUAACUCUUGGGUUCUUCAGGAAGUCAUGAUUGCAUCGGUUGGAAGAUUGAUGCCUCCGGGAAGUUUACCACCAAAAUCACCUUCCUUAACAUUGUUAGGAAGCCCCCCUAUUUUACCUUUCCUUUGUUGAAGCUGAUCUGGAAACUUAAAAUCCCUAAAAAGGUUAAAUUCUUCCUUUGGUCCCUCGCUUAUAGAAGCCUUAAUACUCAUGACAAAAUGCAGAGGAAGCUUAAAAAUAACUACUUAAUACUCAUGACUAUGUCCUUGUGUUCUAAAAGACGAGGAGAGCUUGGACCAAUCUUUUCCUGCAUCGUAAAACGUCUCUAAGGGUUGGUCCCAUUUGAUAAGUACCUUUGGUUUGGUGAGCUGCUGUCCCAAAAAAAUUGAUGAUUGCUUGCUUGAAGGGUUGGAUAGCCACACCUUUGGUGGAAGAGGGAAAGUGCUUUGGAGAUGUGCUACGCGGUCUCUUUUGUGGUGCUUAUGGAAUGAAAGAAAUAGUCGUAUUUUUGAAGAUAAGUAUGCUUCUUUUGGUUCUUUUUGGGCUUUUGUUCAACAUACGGCCUCUUGAUGGUGCAGUAACUAUACCAAUUUAUUUUGUAAUGAUAGUCUUUUGAUGAUCUCUAACAAUUGGAAAGCUCUUCUGUAUUAGCUUCUUGGAGAGGGGUCUUCUCAACCCUUUGCCAUUAGGCUGUUCCAAUGUUUUUUUGAUGGAAUAUACAUGUGUGUUUCUUGUCAAAAAAAAAAAAAAAACAUUCAUGGGUUAGAUAACUUUACUCCCUAAAAGUGUGAUUUGUUUGAUCUUAUCCUCUUCAGUCAUUCAUCGAGUACACAAGUGUUUGCUAUUAUUGAUGUGUCUUUGUUGGUGCAAAAGAGCAUUAUAAAUGUUCUAAAGAUUGUUCCAUCUCGUCAACCUUAUCUUCAUUUUUAUAUUCUUGCUCUUGUACUUAAUUUUUCAGGUUGGAAGAUAUAUUAUGGGAUCCUAUUAUGAAAAAUACGAAAGUUUUAUUGAUGCACAUUUUGAUGGUUUCCUGUCUCAAGAUCUUCCUGUCAACAUAUGUGAAGUUUUACCAUGCGAUCUAAAUACUGCGCUAAGUCUCUCAAUUCGGUCGAGGAUCAACGGUGAAGGUUCCCACCGUCAACUUUCAUCAACCAUCAAGUUCAACAUUAAAAAAUCCAUGUCACAGGUUCCCAUACAACACUGUAAGUUUAUCAUCAUUGAACGACUACCAUCAGGAGUUUUUGCUGACCCGUUUGAAUUGGAACAUCUUCUUCAUCGAGCUGUAUUUAGUGAUGUAGCUGUUUUCGGAGAUACAAAUUUGGAAUUGCCUUCAGUCCUCUCCAACAUCUCUGUUGUCGAGGUUCACAAGGACAUUGGUCCCAACAUCUUGUCACACAACAAGAAUUUGCUUGAUUUCACCGUUGAUCUGCCUUUACAUUCACGAUAUCCGCGAUUGGAUGAAAGUGGUUACGUGCAAGUUAGAUUGAAGGCUCCAGACUUGUUUUUGCAGUGUAGCAUACAGGAAAAACCACAUAAUAGGAGCUGUUUAUUUAAGUUGGAAAGUGAUGAUGCAGAGGCAGAUCUUACAUGGUCGAUACCAGCAGGUAAACGAUCGGAUGCUGGAAUUGUUAGAGCUGUGACCUUUGUUUCUGCUCUGUUAUCAGUACUAUGCAUUGUAUUUUUUACACAAAUCAGACAGCUCAAAGUUAUGAAGCAAUGUUAAUUGGUUCAACAUUUCUUCUUCUUCUCAAGAUUAAGUUUUGGCUCGAGUUGUAAAAGAAACAUUUUGGUUGAGAUACAAAUAGAGUUAGAAUUUAGUUCCUAUGAUUUAAAAAUUAA